CCUGCGGGUGGCUCCGCCUUCUGACUGGUUCCCUUGGUCGGUGGAGGCGGCUUUGGAGCGUCUGGUUGGCCACUCUGUCGCAUUGUGGGCCGUGCGCGAUCGACACCAGGGACACUGGAGUCUGGAGGUGCAACCACAAGCGUCCGUAUCACCAAGACCUUGGACGCCUUUGAUGUUUUCACCGUGGUACAUAUAUUGGCCAGUUGUCCUCAUCUUCUUCGGUUUCGUUGCUUCAUUUGAUUUUCUUUUCACCUUGGAUUUCGCCAGAUUCGCCGCCUUUCCUCAGGUUAUUCAUCCUGGAUGCAAGAAUGUCCAAGAGCACUGGCACAAAAAACUUGUUGGGCUCGGACAGACUCGCGUUCGGGGAUAUUGCAUUGGUGCAGGUACAAGCCCGGAUACGACUGGUUUGAUGUCCUCAGUCGCCAUGAUGUCUUCGAAAAGGGUAAAAAAAACAUGUCAAGGAGUGUCAAGGAAAUAUCGAUGGCUAAGAACGAGAAAAUGUCGACAAGCAACGAACAAAGCACUCAGCCUCUUCCUGCCUCGGUUUCGUAUCGAAGCUCAAAGGUCAUCGGAGAGAACCCAGCAAAUUGCAGCAAGCAAAACAAGCAAACGGCAACGGCAGCGGGAGGGUGAGAAAUGGCAUCUUUCUUUUCGCUGGACAAUGGGAGCCUGCGGUAGCAACCACGGCCGACUCUUUGAACGACGGGAUUGAACCUUGGAUGCUGUAACGGGGGCAAGCCGACAUGUGAAACGUUUGUUGCACUCGACUGCAAUCUGGCUGCAAACGGCAUGCCACGACUGGAGAUAAGAACGCGAUAACUUAGACGAGCUGGAUAGUUCUGAUGAAGCCGUUGUUGACCACAGCAAGGUUGAGAUUCAAGGUGAGGAAAGUCGACCAAAGAAAGAGAAUGAACGAGACCCAAGACCUUUCUUAUAAGUGCAUGUCUUUUGAUAUUUCCUCUUUCGGCGGAGAUAUCAAAGAUGCAAGUGGACGGGAAG
Messenger RNA from Neurospora hispaniola, 999 nucleotides. RefSeq lists its product as uncharacterized. The record is from RefSeq and is a predicted model, not a curated record. The transcript has a single exon. NCBI's taxonomy places the organism in Eukaryota, Fungi, Ascomycota, Sordariomycetes, Sordariales, Sordariaceae. The coding region runs from base 173 to 712 and encodes 179 amino acids.